AUGAGCACGGCACUCGACAACUACUUUGCAGCAUUGAAACUCGAAGUAGGAGUGAGCAACGUCGCUGUUGUCCAAGACCGUGCUAUCCAAAGAACCAGAAGGCCUGCCCCCGAGCGAAAUAAUCCGCAACAAGCCCUCAGGCGGGACGCACUAACAAGAACGUCCGCCGCAAAGUUUUCCAUUGAUGAAUGCGAUGAGCCUCUCCAUUGCCCUUCGCGCCAAAUGAGCUCGGACUUUUCCUCUCAAAGCUUCAGCGCUGAUGACCUUGAAGUGCUGGUGAAUCUAAGCUCUGGUUCAGUUGAAGCGCUGGGGGUGAUCAUCGAUGACUCUUGUCGAACACCAUCUGUAAGCAAGGACAAUGUUGCACUGGAGAAAACAGCAGAUUCGAGAUGGUCAUCCGCAACAUUCCAAAAGAAGAACGACUACCCUAUUCAUUCAGAAGUAUGUUGCGAGUAG
This is a messenger RNA of Cylindrotheca closterium, 456 nucleotides long. NCBI's taxonomy places the organism in Eukaryota, Bacillariophyta, Bacillariophyceae, Bacillariales, Bacillariaceae. The record is from the annotation of a GenBank genome assembly.